Molecule: messenger RNA, 738 nt
Organism: Salvelinus namaycush (lake trout)
Lineage: Eukaryota; Metazoa; Chordata; Actinopteri; Salmoniformes; Salmonidae
Product: NK1 transcription factor-related protein 2-like
Exons: 2
Coding region: 1-738 (245 amino acids)
Biological process (GO): cell differentiation; regulation of transcription by RNA polymerase II
Cellular component (GO): nucleus
Molecular function (GO): RNA polymerase II cis-regulatory region sequence-specific DNA binding; DNA-binding transcription factor activity, RNA polymerase II-specific
Source: RefSeq, a predicted model, not a curated record
AUGUUGGCCCACCACCUCAAGUUCAACAAGAUGCAGCUGCUCUUCCUCCCAGGAAAGGCCUGCCUGCUCAAAGAACUCUCCAUCAUGGUUGACAUCGCCACAGUGUCGCCCUCUGAGUGUGAAGACACAGGGACUGACCACUCAAGUAGCGCAGAUCUUAAGCACCAGGCAGCCGUCAACAACCCACUUUCAGUACACUCAACGACUGAGCCAGAGGAGCAAGAAGAGGGGGCCGGGGACAGCAUCAGCAGCAGCGUCGGAACUUCAGCCACACAUGACCCCUCGCCUCACAAACGGCGGCGCUCGGAUCACGGUUGCGCCAAGCCGCGACGCGCCAGGACUGCCUUCACAUACGAACAACUGGUGGCCCUGGAGAACAAAUUCCGCUCUACGAAAUACCUGUCAGUGUGUGACAGACUCAACCUGGCUCUGUCCCUCAGCCUCACCGAGACGCAGGUCAAGAUCUGGUUCCAGAACAGAAGAACCAAGUGGAAGAAACAGAACCCGGGCGCGGACAGCACGAUGUCGCCUGGGUCGAACUCUUUGGUCAGCGUCAACCCAUGUCCUGUGACUUGUGUCUCGAGUUCAGCCAGUUACCAAACUUUCCCGUCCUUCAGCUCUGGGAAUAUGAUCUUCCACACUGCCGCGGUUCCUUUGUCGUCCACUGGAGGGCUGUUACAUCACUUCUUGCCCAAUGGUUAUCAUCUCCAGCCGUCCUACUUUACCCCACAUUUAUGA